Cooperia oncophora is the source of this 1257-nucleotide messenger RNA. Lineage: Eukaryota; Metazoa; Nematoda; Chromadorea; Rhabditida; Trichostrongylidae. The record is from the annotation of a GenBank genome assembly.
AUGAAGCCUUUCCGUCUAUGGAAAGAAAAACAUGGCCGAUGUUUUACUUUUUGGAUGGCCGAUCGACCUGCUAUAGUGAUAGCAGACUAUGAACUGAUGAAGGAAACCUUGGUCAAAGAUGGUGCUGCCUAUACAGGGCGUCAGGAUGUACCACUUUCGAAGAUGGAGGAGAUUACGGAGUGGUUGAAACAAGUGGUGAGUUAUGGCAACAGCACACGUCGGUUUGCAUUGCAUGUGUUCAGGAAUUUUGGCAUGGGAAAGGAUGUCAUGCAGGAGCGGGUUCUCGAUGAGGUGAAGGACUUCUUGAGGAAAUGUCAGCAGAAUCCGGGAGAACCUCUGGAUCUCAGGGAUUACAUCGACAGUGCUGUAGGCUCCAUCAUCAAUAGCCUACUAUUCGGAUUCAGGUUUGAUGAAAGCAAUAUGGAUCUGUUUAAUCAUCUGAAGGCUGUGAUCGUUCGCAUUAUGAAAAUGAGUGCUCGUCCGUCAUUUUUAUUAUUUAUGCUGUUCCCCGGUUUGAAAAGGCUUCCGUUCUUCAAGGCAUACAGUAAAGAAGUCAGGGAAAAACAGGCAACAUUUUGUUUGAUAUGUUCGAGCAGCAAAAUCGAAAUCCAUAAGAAAGAAAUUGAUUUCGAUAGCGUGGAGAGCACUGACUACGUUGAAGCUUAUCUGAAAGAACAGAAAAGUCGCGAAAAUGAGCCCAAUCAUGGAGGAUUCAGCCGCUCAACUGCGCAUAUUGUGUUUCGAUUGCUGUGGAUGGCUGGAUAUGGAAACGCGUUUCGCCUUUCUCUGAGGGGUACUGUUGUGUACUUGCUGAAUGAAGUGCAGAAGCACGAUACACCCGAACGAAAUGGACUACUGAUAAGUUUGGUUCUGGAGGACGUUUUAAUCACGAAUGCUGAUCGCGCCAGUCUGCCCUACAUGAAUGCAGUAAUCAACAUUGAGGGCUAUAGAAUCCCCGCUGGUACUCUUGUACUACCGCAGAUCUCCACAAUCAUCCGUACGACUUCGAUCCGCGUCGACAUCUAUCUGAGAACGGAACUUUUGUACGAAUUGACGAAGUGGUUCCAUUUUCAAUGGGAAAAAGACAAUGUUUGGGUGAAAGCAUUGCACGAAUGGAGCUGUUCCUGUUUCCUUGCCAACUUUUUCAAUAAAUUCGAGGUUACCACCUAUGGCAACCAGCGUCCAUCAACGGUGAAGAAAUUCGGCGCCACAGUACGAGCACAGGACUUUUCCGUGGUUCUCAAGGAAAGGCAUUAG